Molecule: messenger RNA, 1899 nt
Organism: Fraxinus pennsylvanica
Lineage: Eukaryota; Viridiplantae; Streptophyta; Magnoliopsida; Lamiales; Oleaceae
Source: the annotation of a GenBank genome assembly
AUGGCUACCAGCUCAAUUUCUCGCGUUGCGAAAAAUCCCAUCAAUUUCAGUACAAGAAAUGUUGAAUCCCAGAAAAAAUCAAUAUUUUCAAGGCACCUCUCAUUCUCCAAUUCAUCCAUUUCCCUUCAAAAACUGUCACUUGUUAAAAGUUCCUAUUUUUCAGGAAAAUUCAACACCACACCAGUAUUCAAUGUCCUCGAAACCGUAGAAUCAAAGUCCGAUUUGUUGUCAAGAACCCGGGAUCCCGACAACGUUGUCAAAACUGAAAGGCCCACAAUCCUUGUCUCCGAGAAACUCGGAGAAGCGGGUCUGGAUUUGCUAAGAACAUUCGGAAAUGUUGAGUGUUCGUAUAAUUUGUCCCCUGAGGAAUUGUGUGCCAAGAUAUCGUUGUGUGAUGCGUUGAUUGUGAGGAGUGGGACUAAGGUUACGAGACAGGUUUUUGAGGCGGCAAAGGGGCGGCUUAAGGUGGUCGGGAGGGCGGGUGUUGGCAUUGAUAAUGUGGAUCUGCAGGCGGCGACGGAAUUUGGGUGUCUUGUGGUCAAUGCCCCCACCGCUAACACCAUUGCUGCGGCGGAGCAUGGCAUUGCUUUGCUUGCUUCCAUGGCGCGUAAUGUUGCGCAAGCCGAUGCCUCCAUGAAAGCUGGAAAAUGGCAACGCAACAAGUAUGUUGGUGUUUCUCUGGUUGGGAAGACAUUAGCAAUCAUGGGAUUUGGUAAGGUUGGUUCUGAAGUUGCAAGACGUGCAAAAGGACUCGGCAUGCAUGUUAUUGCACAUGACCCUUAUGCUCCAGCCGAUAGAGCACGUGCUAUUGGUGUGGAGUUGAUCUCUUUUGAUCAGGCUAUCUCCACUGCAGACUUCAUUUCACUCCAUAUGCCUCUUACUCCUACAACUAACAAGGUAUUUAAUGAUGAAACCUUUUCAAAGAUGAAAAAGGGUGUCCGCAUCAUAAAUGUAGCUCGAGGUGGUGUUAUUGAUGAAGAUGCCUUAGUGAGGGCCCUUGAUAAUGGAACAGUUGCACAGGCGGCACUUGAUGUGUUCACAGAGGAGCCCCCACCUAAAGAUAGCAAAUUAGUCCAACAUGAGAAUGUUACUGUUACGCCACAUCUUGGAGCUAGCACAAAGGAAGCGCAGGAUGGAGUUGCAGUCGAAAUAGCCGAAGCAGUUGUUGGUGCACUGAAAGGGGAGCUUUCUGCUACUGCAGUCAAUGCUCCUAUGGUUCCCCCCGAGGUCUUGUCAGAAUUGGCUCCUUAUGUUACACUGGCUGAGAAACUGGGUAGGCUAGCUGUACAAUUAGUUGCUGGAGGAAGUGGAAUUCAGUCUGUGAAGGUGGCCUACAAAUCAGCUCGAGAUCCAGAUAACUUGGACACCAGACUUCUUCGUGCCAUGAUAACGAAGGGCAUUAUCGAGCCUAUAUCCGACUCCCAUAUCAACCUCGUCAAUGCAGAUUUCAUCGCCAAGCAAAAGGGUCUCCGAAUUAGUGAGGAACGAGUUUUGGUGGACUCGUCAUCUGAAAAUCCUAUUGACUCGAUCCAGGUACAGGUAAGUAACGUGGAGUCAAAAUUUGCGAGCGCUUUGACAGAGAAUGGAAACAUUAGCAUUGAGGGGAGAGUUAAGUAUGGGAUACCUCAUCUAACGCGCGUCGGAUCAUUUGAAGUUGAUGUCAGUCUGGAUGGAAAUCUCAUACUAUGCCGUCAAGUAGAUCAACCGGGAAUGAUUGGACGAGUUGGAAACAUCCUUGGAGAGCGUAAUGUUAAUGUGAGCUUUAUGAGUGUGGGAAGAACUGCUAAGAGGACAAAGGCCAUAAUGGCAAUUGGAGUAGAUGAAGAACCUGAUAAGGAUACACUUAAGAAGGUUGGCGAAGUGCCUGCAGUUGAAGAGUUUGUUUUUCUUGAACUUUAG